Lactuca virosa is the source of this 261-nucleotide messenger RNA. Lineage: Eukaryota; Viridiplantae; Streptophyta; Magnoliopsida; Asterales; Asteraceae. The record is from the annotation of a GenBank genome assembly.
AUGCAGGGUUGCGAUUCAGGUGAUGGUGGAAAAGUGGUAGUUUCAGGGCAGCAACAGUGGUGGCUUCAGGGCGGCGAUAAUUGGCUUCAAGGGAUUAUUGUGCUUGCAUCACAGAUGACGACGCUCCCUCCCUCUACCUCUCUCUCUAUCAUAAUAAUUCAAUUAGUUAAUUUUUUAAUCCAACAAAGGAUUCUGAUUCAAUUGAUUGCGCCUAACGGAGGUUUCCUGAUUGGUUUUAAUCGAUUCCGCGUUCAAGGUUGA